AUAGAUCCCGGAUGCCGGAAGUGAAUGGUCUGUUUGCUGGCACACAUACCUGUAUGUUGUAUCACUUUGUUAUGUUUUAUGUUAUUACUUUUGUACGUCGUGUAACUACUAUGGGACUGAGGUCAAACGGCACGGUGCUGAGAAAUAAAAAGAAAAGAGUUGAAAACGCCCUAGGACUUCGGGUUUGACCUCAAGUGGGUGCAGUUUAUCGCACCAUGUUGGUGACCGCAUAUCUUGCCGUCAUUUUGCUGCUUGCCCUGUGUGUUGGCCUGGAGCUCACAGCACGCCGCCUCACCCCACCUCAGUCUACUCCUACUGCUGUAGCCAACCCAGCUUUCCGUCGCUUCCAGAGUAUAUUCCUCCGAGCAUACCUUUUGGCUUUGUGGGCAGACUGGCUCCAGGGUCCUUACCUCUACAAACUGUAUCGCCACUACAGCUUCCUGGAAUCCCAAAUAGCCAUCUUAUAUGUGUGUGGUCUGGCCUCCUGUGUUCUGUUUGCUCCUUUUUCAAGCUGGCUGCCUCAAGCCUUGGGCCGCAGACGGACAUGUCUUGUCUUCUGCUUGUCCUACUCUGCUUGUUGUCUCACCAAGCUGUCCAGAGACUACUUUGUUUUGAUUGUGGGCCGUAUCCUGGGGGGUCUGUCCACAUCCCUACUCACCACUGCAUUUGAAGCCUGGUAUGUGCACCGUCAUGUAGACGUCCAUGAUUUUCCCAAGGAGUGGAUCCCCAGCACCUUCACAAAAGCUGCCACCUGGAACCAUGGUCUCGCUGUGGGAGCAGGGCUGGUGGCUAACUUGCUUGCAGAGUGGCUCCACCUGGGACCGGUGGCUCCCUUUCUCCUGGCGGUCCCCAGCCUGGUGUGCUGUGGCUGGGUGGUGCUAACAGACUGGGGCAAGGAAGAGGCAGAAGAAGGCCCUGAAGGGGACAAACAAACACGGCUUCUUGGCGCUCCAAAUGGAGGUGUGAACCAUUUGUCUGCGAGGGCCCGGUUCUCACGCAGCUGCCAUGAUGGGUUGCGCUGCCUGCUGUCUGACAGGAGAGUCAUGCUCUUGGGUGGAGUGCAGGCUCUGUUUGAAAGUGUCCUGUACAUUUUUGUUUUCCUGUGGACCCCGGUACUAGACCCUCAUGGGCCUCCUCUGGGAAUAGUGUUCUCUUGCCUGAUGGCUGCCAGCAUGGUCGGCUCCUUGCUGUACCGCCUCGCCACCUCCACGCGCUACCGUCUACAGCCUGGCCAUGUUCUCUGCGUGGCUGUGCUGAUGGCCUUCUUCUCCUUCUUCAUGCUGACCUUCUCCACUGCCCCAGGCCAGCCUAGACCUCAUGAAUCCUUUCUGGCCUUCCUGCUGCUGGAGCUGGCCUGUGGCCUUUACUUCCCUGCAGUCAGCUUUCUCCAGGGCAGGGUCAUCCCAGAGGAGAAGCGGGCUGGUGUACUGGCCUGGUUCCGCCUGCCUCUGCACCUGCUGGCCUGCCUAGGGCUGCUGGCGCUCCAUGGAGAGAUAUCAGGAACAGGUGCAGGAGAGGAUGGCAGCGGCACCAGACACAUGUUUGGAGGCUGUGCAGUCAUGAUGCUUGCAGCUUUGAUGGCUGUAAUCAGUCUGUUCACCCUGGGCAGAAACGACACAGACCUGAGACUGGAGGGAACCAGAGGGGAGGGCGAGAUGGACUGAGGAGAUGGACCAUAUGUCCAUUUCUGCUGGACUGGUUUCAAAUGUAUUGUGCCAGUUUUGUGUGUCUGAAGCCACGUGUACAUACAUCUAAAUUUUGCAAAAUGCUUCAGGGAAGGAAAUAAAAGGGGGUGUUUUUUAGUAGAUUAAAAUUCAAUUUAAUUUCCAUUUUUACAUGUUUUCCUCUUAUCAUCUUUGUUGUUUUUUGGAGAUAAUUUUACUAAUCCUAUCUGUCUGGAUACUUUGGAAACAUGGCCAUUUACAUUUGUCAAGUAAAUUGCUGGAAGCUUUGUCAGUCAUGUCCAAAACUCCAGUGUCAUUCCUACUAACUAUUCCAGUUCACACGCUGUUGCCUCAUUAUGUCCACUUAUAGAGAGAUGUAGGGGGGAUAAUGCAUUUCACUGGUCAGUAUCUCCAUGAAGAUCAGUGACGUAGUAAUUCCAUCAUGUGUUUUUAAAGCAGACAUGAAAAGGUUUACAAGAAAUAAGAGCAUGACUAGCAUAUAGACAAGUUUCUGAAUGUCAGUUCUUAGAAUACUUCUUCCACGAUACUUUGUUUUAUCUUGUUUCUUCCAGCACAGUAUGUUUUUAUUUAAAAAGAGUGAUCUACAGCAGGUCAGUUUUACUUUGAAUGCUUUUUGUGCACCGUCUACAGGAUAUUGUUUUAUCUCAACAUUACUGUUACACUUUUAAAUAAAAGUAUAAAUUUAAUUCA
This is a messenger RNA of Micropterus salmoides (largemouth bass), 2375 nucleotides long. RefSeq names its product major facilitator superfamily domain containing 5 (gene slc61a1). The transcript is spliced from 2 exons. The record is from RefSeq and is a predicted model, not a curated record. Gene Ontology annotation, cellular component: membrane. Lineage: Eukaryota; Metazoa; Chordata; Actinopteri; Centrarchiformes; Centrarchidae. Gene Ontology annotation, biological process: molybdate ion transport. Gene Ontology annotation, molecular function: molybdate ion transmembrane transporter activity. The coding region runs from base 216 to 1664 and encodes 482 amino acids.